Messenger RNA from Blepharisma stoltei, 1515 nucleotides. The record is from the annotation of a GenBank genome assembly. Lineage: Eukaryota; Ciliophora; Heterotrichea; Heterotrichida; Blepharismidae.
AUGGAUAAAGCUUCAAAAACUAGAAGCAGGUUUUAUAUUACCUUACCUUCUCUUUUGAGAUCAACUACAACUCGUCAAAUCUCUGCAUCUGUCGUCUUCCCUCUUACAGCAGUCCGCAAAAAGUCAUCUGAUUCUUUAUCACCUAGCCCAAAAAAUGGUUUAAGCUACGAUUCUGAAGACGAAGAACGUGCAGCUGUCGAAAAGCUUGAUUUUCAAGAAAAAGAAGGACAGCUAGAGUUUAUUCGUUCUUUAAAAGAAGCUCAAUCUACUCUUCAAAAGCGUGUAGCUGGCCAAGAUCUUGUGGAAGGGCACAUUUUAGAAAGAAAAUAUCGAAACCGACUGCCAACUCUUGUGAAGAAAAUCACAAGCGUUGAAUUGCAAAAACAUACAACCAAGCAGCGAAUGGCCCGUAAACAUGAAGACGAAGGUUUCAAGGACAAGUGCCGAUACCUAAAACUUUAUGAAGAUGAACUCGAAAAAGCUUAUGAAAAGCUUCUCAAUGAACUCAAAGAUGUACAUAAAAAGCGAGAAGAGCUUCGAAGAGAAUGCUUAGACAUAAAAAAGCAGUCAGUGAUUUUUGCAGGAGAAAUCGACAAAAUUAAGUCACAGAUCGCAAUCCAAGAGACUAAAGAAGUGAAGAAGAAAAAAAGAAGCCCAGAAGAGUUUUCUGAAUGAAUGUCUUAUAAAGCCAAGUUGAAAGAACUCUUGUCAAAACGACAAGAAGAAGCUGCAAAAGUUAAUUCUUCAAUAGGAGAAGAAAUUUCUAAAAGAGCUGAGCCUUUGCAACUGUUAGACUCUCAAAGCACGCAGUUGAGAAAGCAAAUGGGGAUGGUCAGAGAUGCACAGAUUUCUCAUUAUUUAAGCUUACUGAAAGAAGGAAAAGAUACAAGAAGUGAAGGGCUUGUAUGAAUAGUUAGGAGUUUGUGGAAGCUGAAUCAGCCGGUAAGCCCUGAAAUGUUUCCAAGUUUUUUGGAUACUGAUGCAAUUCAUUCAAUUUUAUUUUUGGCUCAAAAAAGUGUGGAAAUCGAGCAGUUGUCAGAAGAGCUUGCCAGGAUUUCAAAGCUAGGUUCAAUGAAUUUUUCAGGAAACGAUAAAUGAAAUAACAUUCAUGCAAGGCUUUUUCAAUUAACUAAAAAUAUUCAAACUCAAAAACCCAAAAACGUAUGGGAUAAGGUCACCAAGCAAAUGGUCGUUGUAUAUGAAGAUGACACUCAAGCAAAUGAAGAUGGACCGAGCAAGGUAGUCAGCAUUAGUGAAAAUAAAAUAAAUGACCAGCAUUUACAAUCACUCAGAGAAGUCGUCAAAAAAGCUAAAGAAUUAGAGCUUCAAAGGCUAGCUCAAGAGUGCUUAUUAAGCAGCUAUGAAACUAAAUAUAAUAUCACCCUGAAAGAAUUGCUAUCUGCAAUUGUAGGGGUAGAAUCAUUAGAUCGCUAUAUGGCAGCAAUUUCGAAAGAGCAAAAGCAGCUUAAAGAUAGGUUGGAAUCAACGAAAACAUUUUCUUUUGCAAGAAAUUAA